Messenger RNA from Empidonax traillii (willow flycatcher), 1515 nucleotides. Its product is annotated as protocadherin gamma-A12-like. The record is from RefSeq and is a predicted model, not a curated record. Gene Ontology annotation, biological process: homophilic cell-cell adhesion. Gene Ontology annotation, molecular function: calcium ion binding. The transcript has 2 exons. NCBI's taxonomy places the organism in Eukaryota, Metazoa, Chordata, Aves, Passeriformes, Tyrannidae. Gene Ontology annotation, cellular component: plasma membrane. Bases 16 to 1497 code for a protein of 493 amino acids.
GGUGCGGUGGCGGCGAUGUACUCGGCGCGGAGGCGCUGGGGCCGGCGGCAGCGAGUCCUGCUCUGGGGCGUCCUGCUGGCGGCCUGGGAGGCGGCGUGGGGGCAGCUGCGCUACUCGGUGCCCGAGGAGAUGCCCAAGGGCUCGUUCGUGGGCGACGUAGCCAAGGACCUGGGGCUGCAGAUACCACCGCUCAGCGACCGCGGCGUCCGUGUUAUCUCCGAAGGUAGGACGCAGUAUUUUGCUCUGCAUGGAAAGACGGGACAUUUAAUGACGGCCGAGAGGAUCGACAGAGAGCAGCUGUGCCGGCUGGUGGAGAAAUGCGUGCUGCGCUGUGAGCUGAUAGUGGAGGGAGAAAUGAAGGUUUAUGAAAUCCAAGUGGAAAUCACGGAUAUUAACGACAAUGCACCCAGCUUCCGAGAGGCAGAAAAAGAUCUGAGACUGAGCGAGACGGCAGCGAUCGGUGCACGGAUUCCACUUCCCAGGGCUCUUGAUCCGGACUUGAGACGUAAUUCCUUGCAGAACUACGAGCUGAGCGGCGACGAGCACUUCUCUCUGGCCGUGCAGACGGGCCCCGGCGGGGAUCAGCGUCCCGAGCUGGUGCUGGCGAAGGCGCUGGACCGGGAGGAGGCGGCGUUCCACGAGCUGGUGCUGAGGGCGAUGGACGGCGGCGAUCCAGCCCGGACGGGCACGGCGCGGAUCCGCGUGACGGUGCUGGACGCGAACGACAACGCGCCCGUGUUCAGCCAGGCGGAGUACACGGUGCGUGUGGCGGAGGACGUACCCGUGGGUUCUGUCCUCGUCACCGUCACGGCCACUGACCCCGACGAGGGACUGAAUGGGCAGGUGAAGUACUCAUUCCAAACGGUUUCCUUGAAAGCCUCUGAGAUAUUCCAUCUGGACUCUGAGACGGGAGCGAUCACGUUGCUGCAGAACUUAGACUUGGAGGAAGAUAACUCCUAUGAACUGGAGGUUCAGGCAAGAGACGGCGGGGACCUUUCUGACACAACAAAAGUCGCGAUCACCGUGACAGAUGUUAACGAUAACGUGCCUGAAAUUUCAGUGCGGUCUGCGCUGAGUGAGAUCUCUGAGGACGCCCCUUCGGAGACUGUUGUGGCCCUGCUGCACGUGCACGACAGAGACUCAGGGGCUAACGGAGAGGUGCGCUGCUCCCUUGACGGAGACGUCCCGUUCCGAUUGGAGAGCUCGCAGGGCAGCUACUACCGAGUGGUGACAGCGAGAGAGCUGGACCGGGAGCAGCAGUCGGAGUACAACGUGACGGUGCGGGCGUCCGACGGCGGGUGGCCGGCGCUGCAGAGCAGCAGGGUGCUGGCGCUGCGGGUGCUGGACGUGAACGACAACGCGCCGGUGUUCUCGCAGGAGCGCUACAUAAUGCAGAUCAGUGAGAACCAUGCCAGCUGUAAUGAGUUUGAGGAGGUUCCUGCAGGUGUUGUGCAUGAGGAGAUACUGAUGGAGAGGAAGCUUGUAGGGUUUUUUUAAUUCCCAGGGUCCAUUGCU